This is a messenger RNA of Neltuma alba, 1968 nucleotides long. RefSeq names its product inorganic phosphate transporter 1-4-like. The record is from RefSeq and is a predicted model, not a curated record. The transcript has 2 exons. The coding region runs from base 119 to 1753 and encodes 544 amino acids. NCBI's taxonomy places the organism in Eukaryota, Viridiplantae, Streptophyta, Magnoliopsida, Fabales, Fabaceae. Gene Ontology annotation, biological process: transmembrane transport; phosphate ion transport. Gene Ontology annotation, cellular component: membrane. Gene Ontology annotation, molecular function: phosphate transmembrane transporter activity.
ACAUAUACACACCAACUUCCUCGUCACUUCCUUCAUCUUUUUUCUUCCCUCUCCAGCUUGUCUCUUGCAGGCAAGCCACUGAAGAAAGGAAGAACAGAGAAGGGGUUUGGGGUGAAGCAUGGGGAAGCAACAAAUUCAAGUGCUGAAUGCAUUGGACUUGGCAAAAACACAAUGGUACCAUUUUACUGCAAUCAUCAUAGCAGGAAUGGGCUUUUUCACUGAUGCAUAUGACCUCUUCGCAAUUUCCCUCGUCACCAAAUUGCUUGGUCGUAUUUACUACCAUGAACCCAAUUCACUCAAACCUGGGACUCUACCUCCCAACGUGUCAGCUGCAGUUAAUGGCGUGGCCUUCUGCGGUACACUUUCUGGGCAACUCUUCUUUGGCUGGCUGGGCGAUAAGCUCGGCCGAAAAACUGUCUAUGGCAUGACUUUGUUGAUGAUGAUCGUAUGUGCCCUUGGCUCUGGCCUUUCCUUCGGACACACUCCUAAGUCUGUCAUCACGACUCUCUGCUUUUUCCGAUUCUGGCUUGGCUUCGGCAUUGGCGGAGACUACCCACUUUCUGCCACCAUCAUGUCUGAAUACUCUAAUAAGAAGACUCGUGGUGCUUUCAUUGCCGCCGUAUUUGCGAUGCAGGGUUUUGGGAUUUUGGCUGGGGGCUUGUUCGCAAUGAUCAUUUCGGCUGCGUUCAAGUCCAGGUUCGAUGCUCCUCCUUAUCAGGUUGAUCCAACUGGCUCAACGGUUCCUGAAGCAGACUUUGUUUGGAGGAUUAUUCUAAUGGCGGGAUCGGUUCCAGCUUUGUUGACUUAUUAUUGGAGGAUGAAGAUGCCUGAAACUGCUCGUUACACUGCUCUUGUUGCUCAGAAUACAGAGAGAGCAGCGGCUGAUAUGUCCAAGGUUUUGCAGGUGGAGAUUCAAGCUGAGCAGGAGAAAGUUGAGAAGAAAACUACUGAUCAGACAAAGGCCAAGUUGUUUGGAUUGUUUUCUAAGGAGUUCCUGAUUCGUCAUGGCCUUCAUCUGCUUGGAACCUCGAGCACUUGGUUCUUGCUUGACAUCGCUUAUUACAGCCAGAACCUCUUCCAGAAAGAUAUAUUCAGUGCAAUUGGAUGGAUUCCUCCUGCAAAAACCAUGAAUGCCCUCGACGAGCUUUACUCCAUAGCCAAGGCUCAAACUCUGAUUGCUCUGUGCAGUACAAUUCCGGGCUACUGGUUCACUGUGGCUUUAAUUGACAGAAUAGGAAGAUUCACUAUCCAGUUGAUGGGGUUCUUUUUCAUGACGGUGUUCAUGUUUGCUCUGGCCAUUCCUUACCACCACUGGACUCUGAAGGAGAACCGAAUUGGAUUUGUGGUGUUGUACUCUCUGACUUUCUUCUUUGCAAAUUUCGGACCCAAUGCUACGACAUUUGUGGUGCCAGCAGAGAUCUUCCCGGCCAGAUUCAGAUCAACGUGUCAUGGCAUAUCAUCAGCAUCUGGGAAGCUGGGGGCUAUAGUUGGGGCGUUUGGGUUCUUGUAUCUGGCACAAAACAAGGACCCGAGCAAGGUAGAUGCAGGGUACCAUCCUGGCAUUGGGGUAAGAAAUUCCUUGCUUGUGUUGGGCGUGAUUAACGCUUUAGGAUUCUUCCUCACUUUCUUGGUGCCUGAGGCAAAGGGGAAAUCUUUGGAGGAAAUGUCUGGGGAGAAUGAGGAAGAAGACGAAGGCAAGGUGGAGGCAGAGCAACCACAUGGUUACAGUAACAAAACUGUUCCUUGUGCUUAGGUUUUGUUGCUCCUUCAAUAUCAAUCAAUAUUACUACUAAGGGAAUAAAGCUGUAUGCACAGUGAAGGCAGGGGAAGGUCCACAACAUUCCCCUUGUUUAGCCUUCUCUGCUUGUUGUAAUAAUGUUCGAAUGUCAAAAUUAUAUAUAAUGGACCGUGCGAGUCCAAUCAGGUGUUAAUUAGCAUUCAUCGCUCUUCUUAAUCCAGUUACUACCU